UCCCCUCCCACUUCACCCGGCGAUUUUUUGGGAAUCUCAGGGAGAAUGGAAGGGCAGAGGGGAUCCUGCACCACCGGGGGUUGUUUUUUGGAGAGGGGGAAAUUUCUCCUUUUUCCGGGCAAAUUGAAAAAUUCGAGAAGCCCCGAGGGGCCACGGACGGCGCUCAGGUCGGGACAAUAUUUGUCAGAAAACAGAUAAGCCAAAUCUUAUCUCUCCUGCCCCAAAAUUCCCACUCCUGCCACAGAAAUGGACGUCAAAAGGGGGAAUCUCUCUCUCUCUCUCCUCUUUCCGAUGAGUUCUUAUUUUGUCAACUCGACCUUCCCGGUGAGCCUGGCGGCGGGGCAGGAGCCCUUCCUGGGACAGCUCCCGCUGUAUCCCUCGGGCUACGCGGAUCCUUUGAGGCACUACCCCAGCACCUACGGAGCCACGGGCGUGCAGGAGAAGGGCUACACCUCCUCUCCUUACUACCAGCAGAGCAACGCAGCCUUCGGCAGCCGCGGCUCGGCCUGUGACUACGGGCCCGGCGGCUUUUUCAGGGAGAAGGAGGCUCCUCCGUGCGCCCCCGGCAGCCUGGACGAGGUUCCCUUCGCCCCCGAGCCGCGCAAGCCGGACUGCGCGCAGAGCAAAAGUGUGUUCGGAGAGAGCGAGGAGCAAAAGUGUUCCGCGCCGGUUUACCCCUGGAUGCAGCGGAUGAACUCUUGCAAUAGUUCUUCCUUCGGGCCCAGCGGCCGCCGGGGCCGCCAGACCUACACCCGGUACCAAACCCUGGAGCUGGAGAAGGAAUUCCACUUCAACCGCUACCUGACCCGGCGGCGCCGCAUCGAGAUCGCGCACUCGCUGUGCCUGAGCGAGCGCCAGAUCAAAAUCUGGUUCCAGAACCGCCGCAUGAAGUGGAAAAAGGAGAACAAACUGCUCAACUCCUCGCAGCUCAGCGCAGAGGAGGAGGAGGAGAAAGCGGCGGAGUGAAACGCCGCUGGAAAAAUAAUAAAAAAAAAAAAAAAUAAAAAAAAUCAGAUUUUUCGGUGUUGUAGAUAUUCCGGAUAGUCCUAAAUUUCGACGUUUUUUAAAAAAAAAAAUAAAUUCAGGAGUUCAGAAGUUCAGAAAUUCGGAAGUUCAAAAGUUCAAAGGUUC
Messenger RNA from Pseudopodoces humilis (Tibetan ground-tit), 1131 nucleotides. RefSeq names its product homeobox B6 (gene HOXB6). Gene Ontology annotation, cellular component: nucleus. The record is from RefSeq and is a predicted model, not a curated record. NCBI's taxonomy places the organism in Eukaryota, Metazoa, Chordata, Aves, Passeriformes, Paridae. Gene Ontology annotation, molecular function: DNA-binding transcription factor activity, RNA polymerase II-specific; RNA polymerase II cis-regulatory region sequence-specific DNA binding. Gene Ontology annotation, biological process: anterior/posterior pattern specification; regulation of transcription by RNA polymerase II.